Messenger RNA from Bursaphelenchus okinawaensis, 486 nucleotides. The record is from the annotation of a GenBank genome assembly. NCBI's taxonomy places the organism in Eukaryota, Metazoa, Nematoda, Chromadorea, Rhabditida, Aphelenchoididae.
AUGGGAAUGAAAGGUGCCAGAAUUGGAGAAGUCAGCAGAGGUCAAAGCGAAUAUAAAACCGCAAUAACUUUUGCGCCGAAUAACUCAUAAAUCGCCGCUGAUCUGAGAACAUUAACUCUCCGUUAAUUGGGAUUAUAAUCGUUAGUGGGGCCUUGAUGUUAAGGGUUUAGGCAUUGGCUGCAAAUUUUUUUUUUAAAUAGCUAGGGCUAAGGCUAGUCUGAGAGUAAGGCUAAAGCUAAGGCUAAAGCUAAGGCUAAAGCUAAGGCUAAAGCUAAGGCUAAAGCUAAGGCUAAAGCUAAGGCUAAGGCUAAGGCUAAGGCUAAGGCUAAGGCUAAGGCUAAGGCUAAGGCUAAGGCUAAGGCUAAGGCUAAGGCUAAGUCUAAGGCUAAGGCUAAGGCUAAGGCUAAGGCUAAGUCUAAGGCUAAGGCUAAGACUAAGGCUAAGGCUAAGGCUAAGGCUAAGUCUAAGUCUAAGUCUAAGGCUUAG